Messenger RNA from Passer montanus (Eurasian tree sparrow), 462 nucleotides. Its product is annotated as ADP-ribosylation factor-like protein 2. Gene Ontology annotation, cellular component: cytoplasm; microtubule cytoskeleton. The record is from RefSeq and is a predicted model, not a curated record. NCBI's taxonomy places the organism in Eukaryota, Metazoa, Chordata, Aves, Passeriformes, Passeridae. The annotation marks the transcript as partial. The transcript has 5 exons. Gene Ontology annotation, molecular function: GTPase activity; GTP binding. Gene Ontology annotation, biological process: protein folding.
AUGGGGGAGGGGCUGUUCCAGCUGCACAUCUGGGACGUGGGCGGGCAGAGCUCUCUCCGCUCCUAUUGGCGCAAUUACUUCGAGAGCACGGACGGGCUGCUCUGGGUGGUGGACAGCAGCGACAGGCAGAGGCUGAAACCCCUGUGUGACCCCAGGUUCCAGCUGCACAUCUGGGACGUGGGCGGGCAGAGCUCUCUCCGCUCCUAUUGGCGCAAUUACUUCGAGAGCACGGACGGGCUGCUCUGGGUGGUGGACAGCAGCGACAGGCAGAGGCUGAAAGUGUGUGCCCAGGAGCUGAGAACGCUGCUGAGAGAGGAGCGCCUGGCCGGGGCCACCCUGCUGGUGUUCGCCAACAAGCAGGACCUGCCCGGGGCGCUGCCGGCCGGGGACAUCCGCCAGGUACCGGCACCCCAAAACACCCAAACACCCCGGGAGGGACCCCAGAAACCCCCCAGGGACCCC